Candidula unifasciata is the source of this 2200-nucleotide messenger RNA. The record is from the annotation of a GenBank genome assembly. NCBI's taxonomy places the organism in Eukaryota, Metazoa, Mollusca, Gastropoda, Stylommatophora, Geomitridae.
GUCGAGACCAACACGUUGCAGAGCAUAUACAUAACGGACGGGGAGACAGCUUAUGCUGUUACCAUCUACAAAUACGGAGCGAUGAAGUGGCAAUAUGUAGGGGAUAGAAGGAUCGCCGUUGGUUUUGCUACCCCAGAGUAUGUGAAAGACUACGGAAUGACCUUUACCACGCUGACCACCACGCUGGACACUGAUUAUGGCAGUGCGGGUAUUGCGUUGUCCAGUUUAAACACAUUUUUCAUGUACACACAGGGUGGCAAAACUUGGGUUGGUGGGGUACGCGCUCCCUUCCUCAAAACAAUGAAUAAGCUACCCCCACUGACGUACACCUACUCGCCCUACUGGCCAGGCUACUGGCUGGGAUACGACUCCUGGAGCUACUGGCGACAGUACUCAUACAUCUCCAGCUCCCCCUAUGCUGGACACAUCCUGACAGCUAAUCCCUUCUCCGAGUGGGGAGACAACACCGAAUCCCUGACCCAGGACUUGAACCCGCACAAGUGGUGCUGUCUGGAAUCCAACUGGGCCACUUGUCUGAAGUUCUACGAAGUGCGGCCAGAUAUGGGCUGUUUGUAUACUGCUGAAGUGGAGACGGCCUGCACGUGGGGAGACCCACACAUCACAACCUUGGACGACAAUCGCUACACACUCAAUGUGUGGGGAGAGUACAUCAUGACGGAGAUCAAGAAGAUUUCAUUCGUCCUUCAGGCAAGGACAGACCGAGCCGUGAACAAAGACGGAGCUCUGACCAAUGCAACAGUGUUUGUGGCUUUUGCGGCUAAGGUUGGUGCCAACGCUAAACUUCAGGUAGAGUUGUCGAGGCAGAAAACAUCCAUGGUCAUUCACGCUGACGGCAUCGACAUCACAAGAGAGUUUUACGCCACCGAAAAAUACAAGAAGUCUUUGAAGAAUUUCACAGUGGCAAGGGAAAAUAGAAGCGAGACGCACUUCUUGAUUGCGUCAUUUCCUGAAGGAGUGAAUCUCCGAGUGUCUGUGGCUAUCAGAAGUUUGGAGGUGACCCUAGAGGUGGAGAAGACCCUUCGAGGUCAGCUCACUGGCUUGUUGGGGAACUUCAAUGGAGACAAAACCGAUGAUUUCAUUCUGCCGAAUGGAACAGUCCUGGCUGCCAACCAAACAGACACCCAAAGAAAGAUCUUUGAAAACUUUGGCAGGCACUGGGAAGUCACUGCCGACACCAGCAUCUUCACAUAUCCGGAAGGGCAGUCGCAUGCCAACUACAGUCAUCCUGGCUUUGUGCCCACGUUCCUUGAAGACUUCGACGCCACAGAAUUGGAGGCGGCCCGGUCCAAGUGUGCUUCUCCAGAUAACUAUACUAACGCUGCAUGCAUUUUUGACCUCUUGACUACCAGAGAUGAAAGUUUUGCCAACAGAACCAGGAGUUCCGGUUUGGAGUCGUCUGCAGUCAAGGAAGCGUUGAAAAACACUUUGCCAAGACUUAAUAAACCAAACGGACUAAACACGGACAACAUUUGGGAAGUUACUGAAGGCAAACUGGCAACCAUUUCUGUGCAAGCAAUCGAUGAUGAUGGAGACAAAGUUCGUUACUUUCUAGUUAAUGGAAGCGAUCAGGGAGUCAGCAUAUCAGACCAAGGAGCUCUGACUUACAUGCCAGAUAGAAGUCGGCCGGUUCAGAUUGUUGUACAAGCCAACGACUCCAGGGGCGGCAUGUCCAACACGGAAGUCAUCGCCGUCAUCGUCUGCCCAAGCUGCAGCGGCAGAGGCAACUGUGACCGGACCCGACAGAACCGUUUUGAGGGCACUUUCACUGUUUACGCUUGCAAUUGUUUAACUGGCUACACAGGUGUCAACUGUGAACUACAACGGAACGAAUGUGAUGAGAAGCCUUGCCUGUCCGGCCAGACCUGCAUUGAUCUCGACCCUUCCAUGAGCACAAACAGCAGCGCUAUCGGCUACACCUGUGGCGACUGUCCGGUCGGAUAUCAAACCCUAGGUGGCCGGUGUUUUGGUGAGCUCAUAGUGUGUGUGUGUGUGUGUGUGUGUGUGUGUGUGUGUGUGUGUGUGUGUGUGAUGGGGGAAAGGGGGGGGGGGGUCUGGCACGUCAACGAAUGCAACAACACCAACCUGUGUAACCACAACUGCAGUAACACCGAGGGCUCCUUCUUCUGCCACUGUAGAGCCGGCUACCGCCUCGACCCCAAAGACAAACGAACCUGCCUGG